This is a messenger RNA of Trichoderma breve, 3618 nucleotides long. Its product is annotated as ankyrin repeats (3 copies) domain-containing protein. NCBI's taxonomy places the organism in Eukaryota, Fungi, Ascomycota, Sordariomycetes, Hypocreales, Hypocreaceae. The transcript has 7 exons. Gene Ontology annotation, molecular function: protein binding. The coding region runs from base 1 to 3618 and encodes 1205 amino acids. The record is from RefSeq and is a predicted model, not a curated record.
AUGGGGGAAACUGUCUUAUUAUGCGCAUCCGGCGAGAAGGAAGCCAGUGAGGGUAGGUCUGCGAGCAGGUGGGCGGAGGCCUUGCAGAGACUAAGUAAAGAGGAUCAAACACAAUUUGAGCUUGCACAAAACGGCAUAGACGACCCGAAAUCCGUCCUCUCUAAUGUACUCACCGCUACUAACAAGCGAAAGGAAGACUGCAUGAAGAAGAGAUGGAAACUGGUAAUUAAAAGGCAAACAAUCAUUAUAAGAGACAUUCUUGAAAAGCUCAGUAAUUGGGUUCAAAAAUUAUUAGCUGUUGGCGACGUUAUCAUUCAAUAUGACCCUAUACAUGCAGCACUACCCUGGGCAGCUAUAAAACUCAUAAUGCAAGCCACCAUAAACGACAUCGAGAUCUUUGGCCAUGUCCUCAGUUCGCUAGAAAACAUCAGCAAUCUUAUUGCUCAGUGUCAACUCAUUGAGGUAAUAUACUUUACAGAAAGGAGAAAGCAAAGUGGCGAACUGUUUGAUCAGCUUUCGGAAUGCAUAACGUGCCUCUACGCCGCCAUCUUGGGAUACUUAGCAAGCAUUAUGCAUUACUAUGGCCUGACUACGGCAGCCAAGUUUAGGCGCCUUGCCGAGAUUUCAGGAGCUCAAGAGUUGGGGAGCGCUGUUGAUGGCAUCCAAGGAAUUGAACAGCACCUUAAAGAUAAGGAUGAACGAGAUCAGAUUCAAGAUGGUAUUGAGCAGCAGAUGCGGACGCAAAUCCUCAAGGCCAUUUCCACCAUACCAUACGGCGUUCACCACAAAACUGCCAGCAAAGGUCGCUUGGAGGGUUCUGGCAGAUGGCUUUUAAAUAAAUUAGCUUUCAUUGACUGGAGAAAGAGAAGUAAUUCAUCUGUGCUAUGGCUUCACGGCAUUCCCGGCUCAGGAAAGACCAAACUAGCGUCUCUAGUUGUGGACGAGGUUAAAGGAAAAGAACACAUGGCCUAUUUCUACUGCCUAAGAAAUCCGGCCGAGCCACACCGAGCACAAUGCGACAAGAUUCUUGCGAGUUUUGUUCGCCAAUUGGCAAGCCUCACGCCGAGCGAUCCGAUAUUGCCGCCUGUGAAAGAACAUUACGAAGAUGCUAUUGAAGGGUUUGUGGGAUUCGAGGACCAGGUUUGGACAUCAGACGAGUGUGUCGAAGUUUUGAUCCAGCUUGUCGACGAGUAUCCUGCUGUGACAUUUGUUCUAGAUGCCCUAGACGAAGUGGAUCAAGAGGAUAGACAGGAACUCUUAGAUGCGCUCAAUCGUAUUCUACAAGAGUCGAACUCUCUUGUCAGAGUGUUCAUCUCAAGCAGAAGCAAUUACGAUAUUGCUUUCUAUCUAAACGGGACGCCAAAUAUUUAUAUUGAAGCCGAUGACAAUGCUGAGGAUAUUUCAACAUUCAUUGACACACAACUUACUUCUGCAAGACUGCUGCAUGGGAAACUCACGCCAAGUCUACGAGAGGAAAUUACUGAUACACUUCAGGAGGGAGCCAAGGGAAUGUUUCGAUGGGUGGACCUUCAAAUCCAGUCGCUCAAAAGGGUCAAGGUAGCUGCUGAUCUGAAGGCGCGUCUCGGUGCUUUACCAGAUACACUCGAGGGCUCGUACUGGGAAAUCUAUCAAGAAAUCCAAGAGUCUGGAGAGCAUGCUUUUGAACUGGCCAACUUCACCUUCCAAUGGCUACUGUAUGCGCAGGAAUCCAUCUCCCUUGAAGCGCUCGCUGUGCUCGCGUGCACAAAGUCGAAAUCCGAAUCCGGAACUGCCUUUUCCAGCGAUGAGGUCCUGGACGUCUGCUCGAAUCUGAUUGUCACUCGCCAGAACUCGUUUGACUUCGCUCACUUGUCUGUUCGAGAGUUCUUUGAGCGACUACACAACCGAGACAUACAUAGUUAUCAGUCUGAGAUAAGCCACGCCGCUAUUGCAGCCGCUUGCUUGCGAUAUCUUAACUUGGCUCAAGUUGAAAACAGAGGGAAAGCGUUACGAGAGAAAGUUAUGAAUAGCAUCAAAGAGGAAUGUCGGGUAGAUGGUGAUCUCAAUGAGCAGAAGAAGGAGACAGGCGAGAAUACGGCAGAAAAGGACGACGAACCCCUCCAGGAUGAAGUGGGUGACAACGCAAAAGAAACUAGUCAAAUCAGUGACGGAGAGGCGUCCGCGGGCCAAGACGACGAAGAAGAUCCAGAAAGGACAGCUAAGAAGGUUGCUAGGUGGAUCGAGAAAAUGAAGGACGACCAACUAAAAUGUAUAAGUUUCGAGAUCUUUGCAGUGGUAUCAUCUGAUGAUGUUUACGGCCAGCCAAGCACAUAUGCUGUAACUUGGGUGAUUGAUCACAUUGAUAAAAGCGAUAAGUACCGGUUGGAAAGCCCUCUAGCUGACUUGAUAAAGGCUUUCAUGCUGGAGAAGAGCAGCGAAAUAGGAGACUCAGCCCACAAAGUUUCCAGAUCCUUUCACGUGUGGAGCGCUCUAAUGAGCAAAGUUAUCAAAAACUCGAACAACCAAAAGGAGCUUCUUGGGUCGGCAGCUCAAUUACCGUCAAGUCCGAUAUGGGUGACCUGUCAAAUGGAUUGGCUCGAAGUUGCCGAGUAUCUCUACGAAUACUCGUAUCCAGGUAUUAACGACGGCCGGAGCAUGGCUUCUCUAAAAAGUUCGUUUGAAGUUAAUCCCAUGUGGUACGCGAUACUUUCCAAAAAGCUCAACCUCAUCGACUAUUUGACCAAGUGCAAUGCGGACGCGAAUCGAAUCUUUGCUGUCGGUACAUACAGCGAGCCGAUCGUGACGGCGGCAAGGCGUAAUGAUACCGAAUUGAUCACCAUUUUAUCAAAACAGAAUUACGGAGGUCAAGAAGCUGCGACGGAGGCCUUUAUAAGCGCAGCUGGUGAGGGACAUUGCGAAUCCAUGAGUCUCCUUCUAGACCUUUCCCUAGUGACAAUAGAUAAAGUGGGACACAAUGCUCUAUGCUCUGCCUGCGCCGGUGGGCAUCUCGAUGCGAUUAGUCUCUUGCUUGACAAGGGUGCUCCCACCGGAAGAGGCGCUUUUAUGCUCUACAGAGCGGUUUUGCACCAGCAUAUAGAAGUAUCAAGGUUCCUGAUAAGUAAAAACAUUGGCCUUGAUGGUCUCUCUGCCGCACUCGUCACUGCCGUAUCUAACUCCGAUAAGGAGUGUGUGGAUUUCUUGUUGCAGAAAGGAGCACAAAAGGAGGGAGUGGCACUUGUGCGAGCGAUUCGAGACAAGACGUCCAUGACUGCGCUAGGGUUGAUCAAAGCUGGCUAUAAUGUACAUGGAAAAUAUCUACAGAAGAGACGGAGUGCUCUGCAUUACGCGGCCUUGUUGGGGCAACCCAAGAUUGUCGAGGCCCUGCUUGAAGCCUCUGCGGACGCGAAUUGUAGGGAUGCCGAUGGAAGGACGCCUCUGCAUCUGGCGGCUUUGAAAGGGCACGAUGACUGUGUUCGAUUGUUGAUGAAGCAUGGGUCAGAUGUGUUGUGCGAAGAUUCUCAGGGAAGAAUACCCUUGGAUUUGGCGGAGGAGAGGGAUUGUAUUGGUGCGGAAGAGAUUAUUAGGGAAGAAAUGGAGAGGUUGUUACAGAGACUGACGGCGAAAAGAGAUACGACUUAG